Seminavis robusta is the source of this 3618-nucleotide messenger RNA. The record is from the annotation of a GenBank genome assembly. Lineage: Eukaryota; Bacillariophyta; Bacillariophyceae; Naviculales; Naviculaceae.
ACGACGGUCAAGAAAAGAGAGCGCCGACAAUGAUCGAUGGAUGCCGCCGUCCAAAUCCAAAGCACUAACACUUAUCAUACCUAUUUACUAGACUACUGUCAAGAUAAUCACUACUAGUAUCAGCCUCAGCAGCUAGCUAGCUAGAGUUCUAUCUGUAGAAGAGUGAUCAGAGACACGACAAUUUGCUGUUGUGGGUUAGAAGGAUACCCAUUUAAUUUUUGCAUCCCCAACGAUGUAUUUCUGCCUCCAUCGAUCCAUAUCCACUUGUAUCUUGGGUCUACUGUCCCUUGUCGUCGCGAGUAAUGCCUUGUUUGCAGAUGAAGUGGGCGUAUCUGAUUUUUUGGUAGCUACAACAGGCCAUGGCCCUACCAAGUUUGUGUUUACAACAACUUCCGGAGAGAGUGUCAUUACUUCGGACAGUCCUGUGGCUGGACACGAAUUGAGCGCAUCCACUCUGGCUACCUCCUGCUAUGUGGCCAGUCGCAACAUCGGCAGUGGAAAUUUACUGUGGCGUCGCAAUGUUUGUUCUUCCGAAAGCAAAAGCAAUCGUCAUACCGUGGCGGCUGCCAAGGAUACCGUGUGGACCAUGGAUUCCUUGGGGGUCAUUCGGGCCUGGGAAGCGGAUAUUGGCAGAUUGAUUUGGGAUGCCUUUCUGGAGACGGAACCGACGGAUCAGCCUCGUCUCUUGAUGCUGCCGCCAUCAUCGUUGGGUGCUGAAGAAGAGACACGCAAUGGGAUUGGUGCUGUAGCCAAGGAUCGAAUGUUGUUAUUGGACGCUGUCACGGGAGAACCACUCGGAAAACCCUUGAGUGCAGCACAAAUUUUAAACGACAAUGGAGCUUCACACGGAAAGUCUGGACAACAAACAGCCCAAUGGUUGCAAAUGGUCACUGACGAAAAGGAUAAAUGGCGUGUUUUGCUGGGAUGGAUCUCCUCACGAGAUGGAAUCGAUGUCACUACCACGGGAUCAGACCUUCUGCUCGUGGAUUUGGAAUGGCACCAAGACGAUGGAACCAUCACUGUUGCCCACAGUCAACGACUUGAUUACAUCACCAAGCAAAUUGAUGCGUCCUCGCUUCACAUCAUGCCAACGUCUGGGAGUGCAGUUGCCUUGAGCGCCGACGGGACCCAUGCUUUGUCAUUUGGGGUAGCCAACGGACAGGGCAAUUUUGAUGCUGUCAAAUUCGCUGCUUUGGCCCGUCCCAGUUCACUCUCGGUAUUGAGUGACACGGUGGCGAGAAUUCGAGGGAUCGACGGAAAUGGAAAGCCACAAGAAGGCUUGUUUCAAAUUCCUUCCUGGAAUCCUCUCCCAGAUGUAGCAAUUGUUUCCAGCAUCGGUUACGGGUCGUGUCAGGGAUCUACGGCUGUCGCUGUUGCCAUCGGGUCGGGUGAACCGUCUGUUCAAGUUUGGAAGCAAGACGGAGCGAGCUGGAAAAGCGUCACUAUGAGUGCGCUAUCAGCCAGCCAGGCUACCGAGAAUGCAAUGAAGUCUCCAACGUUGACUGCCUUGGCUUGCAAUGAGGGUAGCACGGAAUUCCUUCUCAGCACGCCGUCGGGGACAACUGGAGCCUUGCUGGUUGACACUUCCCAGGCGUCCGUCUCGUGGACAUGGACGGCAGAAGAGGGCUUGGGCCAUAUCUCGUCAGGACUUGUUUUGGAUGCCAGCCAUGCCGUCGUUGUGGAUGAUCUGGUGGUUGAAGGCGAUUCUGAACAAGAACCUGCCGAAAUCGCUCGGCGACUCGAAUUCUCGGCUCGGUUGUCGUCGCAAUGGGAAUCCUUGGUAGGAGCAGGUGCCAACCUAUUGUCCUCUUCUUCCAAAGACAAGUUGUUUGGAUUCCUACAGAUUGCCGUUCUGGUGUCGGAGCGGACGGAUCGCUUGUAUGGAAUGGAAUUGGCUGGCCCAAGUCGAGGAACCGCUGCCUGGACAGUUGAUCUGCCGUCGGGAGCCAUGUGGCACAAACUUGUGCAUGGAACACACAAUGCAGCAAAGUCGACGCAUGGAAUGCACGGAGGAACUCACGCGAGGGAAGUUCUAGUGGUUUCCGCGACAACAGACAGCCAAAUCGGAUGGAAAUGCAUCGAUGGAACCAGCGGGGAAGUGCACAGUGAAGGAUCCAUUGGAAUCUCUGCUCCGGUUGUGCAGGUUAUGCCCAUAGUGGGCGGAGGUGCAUGUCGCCAACAAGCUGCCCUGAUGCACGAAGAUCAUACAGUUUCUUUGGUUCCAGCCGAUUCGACGUCCUUCAACCAUGCUUUGAGCGCUAGUCCAAAUGGAUUCUUCGCUCAUGUCUUAUCCGGUUCUAACGAUGCUACUGCUCGAUUGGAGUCUUUCCAGAUCACUUCAGCCGAAAAACCGGCUGUUCUGGUAGGACAAACAUCUUUCCCCGGCGAAAGACUUAUUCAAACUGUCUACCCGCUUCGAGCAGAAGUGAUUCAGUCCCCUUGUACCGUUUUGGGAGAUGAUUCGUUGCUUCUCAAGUACUUGAAUCCACAUCUGGCUGCAAUUGUGACAGUGCGCGAUGGAACGCAUAGCGAAGAGGUAGAUUCGUUUGGUGAAGCACUGAGAAGGUCAAAGCAACAGACUGAAAAGAAGCAAAAGAAGAAACCUUUGGGCGUGACUCCCAAACCAGGGGCGAAGACUGAAGCUACCACGGCAGACGCUGAAGUCACUAAAGAAGAUGAACCCAAUCUCUUUGUGAGUCUCGUUGACACUGUUUCAGGCCGGGUUCUGUACCGUGCCAGCCAUGCCAAUGCAGCCACAAGCUCAAAGCACAUCCAAGCUGUCUUCAGCGAGAACUGGAUCGUGUAUUCGUUUGUGAAUGCAAAGACUCGCAAGGCAGAAGUCGGGGUCCUCUCGUUGUACGAAGGAAUGAUUCAUCGCAAGGGGUUGACUGCCUUCACUUCCCCAGAACAGACGACGGAGUUCUCGAGCUGGGAUGCUCGGGAGACCAAGCCUAUUGUGUUGGCUAAGACAUAUUCCAUCCCAAAACCAGUCACAGCCUUGGGCGUAACCCAGACUCGAAGUGGUAUCAGUGCGCAUCAGAUCCUCCUGGCAACCUCAGAAGAUCGAAUCUAUUCGGUCGGAAGGGCUGUGCUAGAACCGAGAAGGCCAUUGAGCGACUUGAAGGAAUCUGAGAAGCUGGAGGGCUUGAGGCAGUACUCCGAGCUGAUCCCAUUGGUCACGCUCCAGGCCUUAUCCUACAAUUUGACAGUCCACGCGCCAACACAGAUCGUGUCAGCUCCGACAGAACUGGAAUCGCAAACUUUGGUUUUCGCCUUUGGAGGCCCGGACUUGUUCUUUACACGCACGUCACCAUCAAAGGGAUUUGAUAUGCUCCCAGAAAGCUUCAAUCGGAUUCUUCUCUCUUUGCUUGUCGUGGCGUUGCUUGUUGUGGUUGUGGUGACAAAGAGAAUGGCAACGCAGAAGAUUGUCAAGCACGGGUGGAUGUAGUGGGUUUCCGGCGAGAUUGAACUCAAAUAUUAAUAUAAAACUCAUACUACAUUUGUGUUGCCAGCUAUACAUGAAAGGAACAACAUCAAAAGGCAAGAGGGGAGCCUUUGGAACGUUUUCACCUUGGCUCCUUUUAGAAUAAAGCCUGCGUUACUUGUCUAAUAUCCAGU